AUAAAUAAUAAUAAAUUUUUCGUCAUCUGAAAAUUUCCCGGAUCUCUGAUUAUCAUUAUUUAUAUACAUAUAUAUAAAGAGUGGUUUGAACUAAUUUUUAUGAAAUUUUAUGAAACUUAUCGACGCAGCGUACGAAUUGUAGCGAACGAAAUAUACAUAAAUUAUAUAUAUAUAUAAAAAUGCUCACACAAUUUUCUUCAGCUACGGCAGAAACUGCCUCUUCCAUUCAUUCUUCUAUUUCAAGUAAACUCGCGUAUAAUUACAAUAAAUUUAAUGAAACUUAUCCUUAUUUAUCAUCAGCCAUCAAUGAUGGGACCAAUUACAUAUAUUCAAUUGGGGAUAAAAUUAGUUCCUAUACAUCUGUUAUUCAACCAGUAGAUGGUUCUGAAGAAAGAGAGAUUACUAGAACUCCUCCCAACGAAAAUUUGGGCGAGAAUGUCAUCCCGUUGAAUGACGAAAGGAUUGAACUGGUCAAUCAUUUAUUAGACUUACAUAGUUCGAAACCCUCGAAAGAGUGUUUCAAACAUUAUGACGAUAAUGUCAUAUUUGAAGACCAGCUCAUUUAUACUACUGGACUCCCAGACUUGAAGGCCCAAUUUUACGGGACACUAAAAAUACCCGUAAAAUCCACCAUUAUUAACUACAAGAUUCUUGAGAACACUUUAAAUAUUCUAAGAAUCAGUAUGUCUCAAAAAUAUUUACUUCCAUUCGUGAGUCGGGCUUUCAUGCUAGAAAGUGAGCUCAUUUUGGAGUUCAAUGAAAGCAAAAAAAUUUAUAAACACACGGAGUUGUGGUACGGUAGACAACCUAUCGUCCAAGGCGAAAUAUUACGAAAGGGAGCUGCUAAAAUUGUGGCCAGAUUCGUUAGUGUUCCUGAAUAAACGAGAAAAUUCUCGUUUUAUACAUUCAUUUAUCCAAAUUUUUUUUUUAUUAUUUUGUAGUUUCAUUAACAUAUUUUUUAUAUUUAUGAUUGUAUUUAUUUAUUUAUUUUUAUUCAAGAUUAAAAUAAAUUUAUGAUCUUUAAUUCUUUAAUUAAGAAUUAAUGGAAAAUUUGUGUCCACAACUGGGACAAUGAUAAAAAACGGUUUGUCCUUCAUCGGCUGAUCUUAAUUGCAUUGUGUGAUAAUUCAUUUCAUCGUUUCCACAGUUUGGACACUUUUCCUUUAUCUAAUACAACGAAGAUAAUUGAAAAUUGAAUCGAUAAGUCAUAUGAAAAGAAAGUUAUUUAUUUUGACAUACUCUUGCGCUUUCUUCUUUGUACCUAU
Rhizophagus irregularis DAOM 181602=DAOM 197198 is the source of this 1265-nucleotide messenger RNA. RefSeq lists its product as uncharacterized. The record is from RefSeq and is a predicted model, not a curated record. NCBI's taxonomy places the organism in Eukaryota, Fungi, Glomeromycota, Glomeromycetes, Glomerales, Glomeraceae.